Molecule: messenger RNA, 1105 nt
Organism: Pseudomyrmex gracilis
Lineage: Eukaryota; Metazoa; Arthropoda; Insecta; Hymenoptera; Formicidae
Product: odorant receptor 30a-like
Exons: 3
Coding region: 1-1038 (345 amino acids)
Biological process (GO): detection of chemical stimulus involved in sensory perception of smell; sensory perception of smell
Cellular component (GO): plasma membrane
Molecular function (GO): odorant binding; olfactory receptor activity
Source: RefSeq, a predicted model, not a curated record
AUGGUGUUGUUAUGUUCGACCGAGAUGUUAUUGGGCUGCACCGUCACGGAGAAAAACAUAGAAUGUCUCAUGCUUAUCUGCUGCGGAACUCUCGGCGUGACCAAGACGAUACUGUUUCGCAUUUACGCGAAGAACUUGACGGAUAAUUACAGCUCCGCCGUGAACGACUACAAGACGAUCAAAAAUCCGAGAGAUUAUUUCAUCAUGCGAAGACACACUUACAUAGGGAAAUUACUGUUCUGUUGUUUGCUGGGCUCGUCUUACUUCAGCUGUUUCAUAAUUGCAGCAAUUCCUGUUUUGGGCGGCGUCAAAACCGAUCAGAAUGUCACCAACGAGACCGUAUUUGAGUACAUUGUACCUUCGACUUGCGCUCUGGAAUAUUUUCGGAUUCCGACAAGCAUGCGCACAAUCGUUCUUAUUGUCCAAACGCUUGCGUUAUUUACAACGUGCAACACUUAUAUGGUUUGCAAAGGUAACGACACCUUAUUCCUCAGUAUAGUAUUGCAUCUUUGCGGCCAGAUAAAGAUUCUAAAUCGCAAAUAUGUCGAUCUUGAUGGCACAAGUUCGCACGAUCGAUUGAUCGCGUUAAUUAAAAGGCACAUCUACCUGAUACGUAAGGCGAACAAACUUUCCGAGACUAUCAAUAUCGCCUUGCUGAUGCAAUUGUUUCUUCUGAGCAUAAUCUUGUGUAUAUUGGGAUUUCAACUUAUUCUUGCGAUAAAAUUAAACAACGUUAUUGUAAUAGGAAAAAGUUUGAUAAUGAUUUUCGCCUUCGUUGCGCAAUUAAGUCUGUACAGUUUUAUCGGUGAUUAUCUGAUCUCGCAGAUGGAAGAAAUAGCACUUUCCGUUUAUCAAAGCGCUUGGUACAAGUUGUCGGAGAAUACGAAGAGAAACGUGAUAUUUGUCAUAAUGCGACGAGAAUUUCCCGUUGCGUUGAAAGCCGGAAAUUUCAUUAUGGUAAAUCUGUCGACGUAUAUGAACAUCUUGAAGACGUCUCUUUCGUAUCUGUCUGUACUUCGCGUAAUGAUAGAAACGUAAGAGCGCAAAUACAGACGCAAAAAAUUCCAGAGAUUCUGCAAACUACUAUAAUAACGACAAAAAGUAA